AUGCGGCGCUGGCGCGCGGCUCUGGUGGCAGUGGCGCUGGUCGCCGUAGCGGUGGGGGGCGCCGCCGAUGCGUCGGUUGGCGAGGGCGGAUUUCAUGGAGGGGAGGUACAUGAACCCAAAGGGUUGGCAAGUCUGCCACACCUAGCAAGGGCGCUGCUCCAGGGUACCGGGUCCGUAAACCAGCAGCAGGGCGGGACGAACUACUACUCUCAGGGGGGCGCCAGCGGGGCUACCUACGGCGAUGGACCUGCGACUUCCUACCAGGCCAGGCCGUACACAGGCCAGCCUGCCAACUACGGCACGGCACAGAGGAACUAUCCGGCAACAACCGGGGCUUACAACCCAGUGAACGGAGGCUACAAUGCGGCAGCGGGGGCCUACAAUGCCGCGCAGAGGGGUUACCCGGCAGCAGCGGGGGCCUACAACGCGGGGGGUAACACGGCAGCGGCGGGGGCUUAUAGUGCGGUGCAGAGAGGUAACACAGCAGGAGCCGGGGCUUACGCUGCUGCAGGGGGGCGUGGUCCAGGCACAGGGAUCCCACCAGGGAGCAGCCGGCACCCCGCACUGAUCGACAGGAUUCAGCAGCGCGUCAGGGAAUUCCAGCCCAGCACGGGGGUGGGGGAAGCGAUGCAGUCGAUGGCCCAGAGCGUCGCGGACAGGGUGGUGGAGUUCUUCAACGGAUUUUAA
Molecule: messenger RNA, 687 nt
Organism: Ostreobium quekettii
Lineage: Eukaryota; Viridiplantae; Chlorophyta; Ulvophyceae; Bryopsidales; Ostreobiaceae
Source: the annotation of a GenBank genome assembly